Messenger RNA from Tripterygium wilfordii, 1428 nucleotides. RefSeq lists its product as uncharacterized. The record is from RefSeq and is a predicted model, not a curated record. Lineage: Eukaryota; Viridiplantae; Streptophyta; Magnoliopsida; Celastrales; Celastraceae. Bases 697 to 1083 code for a protein of 128 amino acids. The transcript has a single exon.
UUCAUAAUUCACUAGCAAACGAAGCUCAACAAAUGCCAUUUAAGCAUUAUAAUUACUCAAUAAAUUGCCAUUAACGGGAAACAAUCUUUCAUUUCCCAGGAGAACAAAACAAGGCAGGCCUUCCUUCAGCCCUCCAACAAAUUGUUGGUAAACAAGGAAUCUAACAAGAUAUUGAACGCUCAGAGGCAAUGCGAAUGAAAUAUUUACUUAUUUAGUCUCCACAAUGAAGAAAUCAACCAAGUACAGUGAACUAAUUUAGCUGAAAUUCCCCAAUUCGCCAAAAGAGCAUGAAAAAAAUUAAAUAUCCUGGAGACUUAUCUCCUAUAAUACAUUCACACAAUUUCUCAGCAACUAAAUAGUGGUCAAACCAAUUAACAUUCCAUCAAACUUAACUCAAACCACCACAUAAAGAAAAGGAAAUUCUAUGCCUCCUCAUUCAACAACUUGUCCAACAGUAUGAAGUUAGAAACUACUGUCGCUGCCCUUCCAGGGAGGAGGUUCACUACUGUUUUCUUUCAAAGCUCGUCACACCUCACUCACUCGAAUUUACCAAACAACCUCAAAAGAUCACACGCGGUUUUAACACCAAACCACCACCAUCUCACGCUAUCGCCAUGGGACCUCGUAGAACCGCGUCCUUAUCCCUUUUUAUGUCACUCGCUCCCUAAACUUAUUUAAAGACGCACACUCUAUUGAAUGCACAACACUUACAACACCGAUCUCAUCGUUGAUUUUUCAAUCACAAAAGCGAAAAGAAUGGCAAUGGUUAGCGAAUGUCACUCACCGUCAUCUCUGAAAGACAAGCUGAAGUUGUCUAUUUGUUGUUUCCGAGGGGAUCCACACGAGCUUCUUGAUAACGAUGGGGACAGGCAACGGACGCCGGAGAAGUCUCUGCAGUCUGGAGAUCCAGAAUUCGAUAUGAGAGAUAGGUUUCGAGGACUGAUUGGACGGAGCGGAAAGAACAGGAGGCGGUUCAACUCCUCAGAUUUCCGCUACGAUCCGACGAGUUACGCUCUCAACUUCGAGGACGAGAGCCGCGUCGACGAACUGCCUUUGACAAAUUUCUUGUCGAAAUACCGAUGAUACCGAACAACAUGCCGGUGAAGGAUCUCGUGGAGACGCUGUUGUCGAUAAGGGCGAGAGUUGCGUGGAGCUGAAGUUGAAAAUUUAUCAUAAGUUUUGAUUAAAAUGAAAAUUUAUAUAAGGAUUUGGGAUAAGAGCGGAGGGAGUAAACUAGUAGUCGUUGAUUUAAUUAAUAUUUUUUUACUGUAAUAUUUGUGUAAUUUAAUGUAAUGUUUGCACUUGUCCAAAGAACUUGACUACUACCGAAAUUUUGGAUAUCUUUGUCGGACAAAAAAAAUACUAGUAAACUUACAAUUCAUUCUCAAAAUCAACUCUAAAUCGGUAUUAAAAUGAUUUUUGUUUCAA